Molecule: messenger RNA, 1047 nt
Organism: Charadrius vociferus (killdeer)
Lineage: Eukaryota; Metazoa; Chordata; Aves; Charadriiformes; Charadriidae
Gene: DND1
Product: DND microRNA-mediated repression inhibitor 1
Exons: 4
Coding region: 1-1047 (348 amino acids)
Biological process (GO): mRNA stabilization; germ cell development; negative regulation of miRNA-mediated gene silencing
Cellular component (GO): nucleus; cytoplasm
Molecular function (GO): mRNA binding
Source: RefSeq, a predicted model, not a curated record
AUGUGGACCAACAGUAUCAACCAGGCCAAUAAGAUGGCCCUGCUUGCCUGGGCAAAAGAAACCGGCAUCAACCUGGUGCAGGUCAACGGGCAGAGGCGAUAUGGUGGCCCACCCCCAGGCUGGGUGGGCAACCCCCCGCCAGCUGGCACAGAGGUCUUCAUCGGGAAGCUGCCGCAGGACAUGUACGAGAACGUGUUGAUCCCACUCUUCCAGAGUGUGGGGAAGCUCUAUGAGUUUCGCCUCAUGAUGACCUUCAGCGGGCUCAACCGGGGCUUUGCCUACGCCAAGUACAGCAACCGGCGCAGCGCCAAGGAGGCCAUUGCUGCCUUCAACAACUUUGAGGUGCGGGAGGGCUGUGCCAUCGUGGUGUGCAAGAGCACGGAGAAGUGCGAGCUGAGCAUGGACGGCCUGGCUGCCUCGGUGAGCCAGCGGGAGCUGGAGGCCAUGCUGCGGCGGGUCACGGAGGGGGUCCUCAGCAUCACUCUGUAUGCCAGCCCUUGCCAAAAACGGGCCCAGCUUGCUGUGCUCAAAUACAGCUCGCACCAGGCUGCUGCUAUGGCCAAGAAGACCCUGAUGGAGGGGAACAUGAGGCUCGGUGGGCUGGAGAUAAGGGUGGACUGGCUGAACCCCAGUCUGAAGCAGAAACUGCAGUUGUGCAAGGAGAAGCUGUCAUCCAGCCGAGUGCAAGGGGGCAAGUCCCUGGGGGUCCCCAGGCAGGCGCCUCUGUCUCCAGUGCUGCGCAACGCGCUGGACCACCUGAACACCCUGUGCCAGAGGCAGUACCUGGGGACCCCCCUCUUCCUCACCAAGUGCGUCCAGGCAAACCGCAACGGGUGGCUGCGGUUCUGGUGCCGGGUGGUGAUCCCGGGCUGCCCGGUGCCGUUCAGUGGGUUCACGUGGGUCCGGCAGGAUGGGCCAGGCAGGAGUGGACAUGAAGAGGCGAAGGUGGUGGUGGCACUGCAGGUUCUCCGCAUGCUAGGUUCCUCCGAGCACCUCUUGAUGAGCCCUCAAGAGGUCUUUGAGUGCAUCCCUGAGCCAUUGCCCUGA